This is a messenger RNA of Chinchilla lanigera (long-tailed chinchilla), 2318 nucleotides long. It is a transcript of the gene Pdp2, whose product is annotated as pyruvate dehyrogenase phosphatase catalytic subunit 2. Gene Ontology annotation, biological process: protein dephosphorylation. Lineage: Eukaryota; Metazoa; Chordata; Mammalia; Rodentia; Chinchillidae. Gene Ontology annotation, molecular function: cation binding; protein serine/threonine phosphatase activity. The record is from RefSeq and is a predicted model, not a curated record. Bases 236 to 1828 code for a protein of 530 amino acids. The transcript has 3 exons.
AUCAGCGGUGAUGGGAAGGCGCUUUCCUCUGCGGCUUGUUCUUCAAUAGGGGCCUCGCUGGGGGAAGUGAGACGCUGGUGGCGGCAGCUGCUUCGCUGUGCGCAGCCGCGAAACUGAGGGUCCGACCUGUUAGCUGCGGUGCAAGCUGGUGAGAAGAGGGCGAGGGUCCAAGGAAAACUUCUACGAGAGGAUAAUGAAGGUUUAACAAAUCCCCACUUGCUGACAUAGUUUCAGAAUGUCAAGUACUGUGUCCUACUGGAUCUUAACUUCUGCAAGGAGCUGCAUUGCCACGUUACAAGGUGGCAGACACUUAUACUCAAGGUGUGUCUCAAAAAGGAAUCAAUCCAAAUGGAGGCUCCUUUCCUGGGCAUCACCUGCCCUACAAAACAGUUCACCAUGUGGUGCCUUCACUCUGCAGAAAGCCUACAGACACACACCAACAGAGGAAGAGGAUUUCCACCUGCAGCUCAGCCCUGAGCAGGUCAAUGAAGUGCUUCGAGCUGGUGAAUCAGCCCACAAAAUUCUUGACUUGGACAACAGAGUCCCAAAUUCUGUGGUACAGUUUGAAAGCAACCAGUUGGCUGCGAAUUCCCCAGUGGAAGACCGUCGAGGAGUAGCCUCCUGCCUGCAGACCAGUGGACUGAUGUUUGGUAUCUUUGAUGGACAUGGUGGUCAUGCAUGUGCACAAGCAGUGAGUGAGAGGCUCUUCUACUACGUGGCAGUGUCCCUGAUGUCCCACCAUACCCUGGAGCAGAUGGAGGGAGCGAUGGAAAAUAUGAAGCCUCUGUUGCCCAUCCUACAGUGGCUUAAGCACCCAGGGGAUAGUAUUUACAAGGAUGUCACCUCAGUGCAUCUUGACCACCUCCGUGUCUAUUGGCAGGAAUUGCUUGACCUGCACAUGGAAAUGGGACUAAGCAUUGAGGAAGCAUUGAUGUACUCUUUCCAGAGACUGGAUUCUGAUAUCUCACUGGAAGUCCAGGCUCCCUUGGAAGAUGAGGUGACAAGGAAUCUGUCACUCCAGGUUGCUUUUUCUGGGGCAACAGCUUGCAUGGCUCAUGUCAGUGGAGUUCACUUGCAUGUGGCAAAUGCUGGUGACUGCCGGGCCAUCCUUGGUGUCCAGGAGGACAAUGGCAUAUGGUCUUGUCUACCUCUUACGCAUGACCACAAUGCCUGGAAUGAGGCUGAGCUCUCCCGGCUUAAGAGGGAGCACCCUGAGUCAGAGGACAGGACGAUCAUCAUGGAUGACAGGCUGCUGGGUGUCCUUAUGCCCUGUAGGGCCUUUGGAGAUGUCCAGCUGAAGUGGAGUAAAGAGCUGCAGCGUAGUGUCCUAGAGAGAGGCUUUGACACUGAGGCCCUCAACAUUUACCAGUUCACCCCAUCACACUACUAUACUCCACCCUACCUAACUGCCAAGCCUGAGAUUACAUACCACAGGCUGAGGCCCCAGGAUAAAUUCCUUGUGCUAGCUUCAGAUGGGCUGUGGGACAUGUUAGGGAAUGAAGAUGUUGUGAGGCUGGUAGUGGGAUAUCUGUCUGAGGCAGGUCGCCGUAAGCCAGACCUGGCCCAAAGACCUACCAAUCUGGGACUUAUGCAGAGUCUACUACUGCAGAGGAAAGCCAGCGGGCUCCAUGCAGCUGAUCAAAAUGCAGCCACACAUCUGAUCAGACAUGCCAUUGGAAGCAACGAAUAUGGGGAAAUGGAACCAGAGCGGCUGGCAGCAAUGCUGACAUUGCCGGAGGACUUGGCAAGGAUGUACAGGGAUGAUAUCACUGUCACUGUAGUGUAUUUUAACUCAGAGACAAUUGAUGCAUAUUACAAGGGCGAUUAGGAGUGAGCUACUGAAGCCUACCUGUUAAAAGGACAGGCAGAUAGACAUAGCUUGCUGAAUAAUUCACUAAUAGAAGAAAACAAAAAAGCUUAGGUUUAAAAGCAGUAACAGUGACUUUAUGUUCUUGUGUGUACUGGUCAACUUUUUAGUGCAGCACAGAGGAUAUAAAGUCCAUAGAAUUGGCUUGGGCUCAUAUAGCCUAAAUCCUUUAUAAAGACACUUGAACUGUGUCAUCUGGAGCUUUUAAAGGGUAAAUUUAAUCAUGAUCCUAAGAAUAAAGAACUUCAGGAUCUUCUGAGGUCCAGCUGCAAAAGUCUGCAAAUCUGAUAAUUCUGAAUUUACAGUCAUGCACUUCUAGAUUAUAAAGUUUUGUUUUGCUUUUUUUAAUUACUAAGGCCUAGGUUUACAAAGAAUACUACAGGAUACUUUUCUAUGCAACAUGUUUAACUUUUUUUGUGAAUAUUCUUGUGAAGACAUUCUGUAAAACUGU